AUAACGGGGAAAAAGGCAUAUACUACAAGCCAGCAAAUUUAUCAAGCCAUUAAGUCAUUGUGGACAAAAAGCAGUGAAAAAGAAUCACUCCCCGAACCAAAGGAAGGAACUAAGGUAGGAAGGUCUGAUGAAAUACAUGCCAAAACUCCUGACUCGAAACAUUCAGUGUCUUUUCCAAAAGAACUUGCCUCUGCAACAAAGGUUAAAUCGGAAUCUACUGCAGGCACUACACAGUUUCUUCCUGACCCCAACCUCAUGGACCAUGGGCAGUCUCAUCCGGAAGAUAAAGAUAUGUACAGCACUAGAAGCUGAAAUGGACUACAGUGGGAGCCGGUGGAGAGGUCUGCAAGAUGUAUCAAGUGGGAAACAAUGGUGAAAGAUCAUGUAAUGGAUGGGUAACUGACAGCAUGACUCUACAUGUUCCCAUGUUUAAUUCCAAAUAAACAGUUUGGCCAAUGAUGCAAGUGGUUAAAACACAAAUUAAUGAAUACAAAACAAGUAAUAUUAAGAGAUUAAUGAGGCAACUGAAGUAGAAGUACUAGGAGUAUAUUUUAUGACUUGUAAGAGAAUUUAUUAGAAAGCAAAAUAAGGUGAAGAUAUGAACGUCAAUAAGACUAAAAUAUGCAAAUAUACAUAUGCAAAUAUACAUAUACAUAUUUAUACAUGUGAAUCUGCUUCAGUUUUCCCAGUUUAUUCUCAUUUAACUUAGAGUGGUAGAUAGAAGGAUGUGGUUUUCUUUUUCCCCAGAGCUGAAAUAAAAUAUCCAUAUUUUAUGGCACAUGAA
Molecule: messenger RNA, 784 nt
Organism: Alexandromys fortis (reed vole)
Lineage: Eukaryota; Metazoa; Chordata; Mammalia; Rodentia; Cricetidae
Gene: Apool
Product: apolipoprotein O like
Exons: 3
Biological process (GO): cristae formation
Cellular component (GO): MICOS complex
Source: RefSeq, a predicted model, not a curated record